Molecule: messenger RNA, 1227 nt
Organism: Exophiala mesophila
Lineage: Eukaryota; Fungi; Ascomycota; Eurotiomycetes; Chaetothyriales; Herpotrichiellaceae
Exons: 4
Coding region: 109-1074 (321 amino acids)
Molecular function (GO): oxidoreductase activity
Source: RefSeq, a predicted model, not a curated record
GUCGAGACUUGGAUAUCUUGAACUUGAGAACGGACGAAAUCUCACUUUCGAUUGAUUUUACUUAUAGCUUUUGGCCUUGUGGAUUUCUACACCCUGUACAUCUGAAUCAUGGCUUCUGAAAAUAAGCAAGUUUGUCUCGUUAUUGGUGCUUCCAGGGGCAUUGGCCGCCAGGUUGCUGUCGACCUCGCAAAACAUGGAUAUUAUGUGGUCGUCGCCGCCAAAACCACAUCCGACGCUUCCACAAUCCCAGCAUCAGAAUUCCCCCCUGAUCCAAACUCACCAAAAUCCACAAUCAACACAGUAGCACGUGAAAUUACCGAAGCCGGAGGAUCAGCUCUCGCCUUACCCGUGGACGUUCGAGAUGUUGAGAACGUCAAAGACCUGAUCGAUGAAGUGGUCAGGAGGCUCGGUCGCCUGGAUGUUCUCAUUUACAACUCCGGCGCCAUCUGGUGGAGUGCCGUCGAAACCACUCCCGUCAAGCGGUUCCAAUUGAUGCAACAGAUCAAUCCUCAAGGUCUUUAUGCCGCUGUAUCUGCAGCCCUGCCUCAUUUUGGCAAAAAUGGAUGGAAGGGUCGAAUUAUUGUCGUCAGUCCACCGAUUUAUUCCCGUUUCUUCAAGGGAAAGACGGCAUAUGCCAUGGGGAAAGUCGGUAUGAGUGUUUUGACGAAAGGUCUUGCUAUCGAUUUUGUUCGGCAGGGGAGAAAGGAUAUGGCUAUCACAAGUAUUUGGCCUGCUGCGUCGAUAGAGUCUGCCGCCACGUAUGGAGCGGUGUCGACGGAUCAAGAAUUGUUGAAAGAUCUUCGCAAAGCGACCAUAUAUUCCGACGCUAUCCUAGCCAUGCUUCAAUCCCCUGCGGAGGAAGUCAAUGGACUUUUGGAUCUUGACGAAGACUUUUUGCGCAAAAAGGGUGUCACGGAUUUUUCAAAGUAUAAUGUUGUUCCAGGAGCUUCGCCUCGAAGGAUCAUGCCGGCAGUAUUCCCCGAUUUGACUGUUGCAGAACAAGAUGAUGAGGGUAGGAGAGUUGACAGUGUCAAGUUACGAGAGGGGAGAGAAGCGGAUAAGGCGAAGUUGUGAUUGUGCAUACACCUACACUCUGUGUGUGUCUACUUGAGGGACAUCUUGAGACGAUUGAAUGUAAUUUCAACCCGAGGGUCGUCGGUCAGAACACCACCCAGAGGAGUAUGUUAUGUCGAAAUCUUCAUUGGAUGCCUUGUGGCUCAGCAGGCG